AACAUAAUACCAAGAAGGAUGGAACCGCGUGUCUCGUCGUGUAUAAAACCAAUGGCAAUCUCUCUCUCACACACAAGCAAAGGGUAUAGUUACCAAAUCUACUUUUUUAAGUCUAAAGCAAGAGAACCGAAAACCUUGACGAGGAAUAGGGGAAAUGGCUUGUUGGUCUGCUGAGAACGCCACCAAAGCUUAUCUCCGAGCCCUGAAAAUGAGAAAAAAAGGCAAAGAGCCUGACGUAGCCGAGUUCAUAUCUGCCAUUGCGGCUGGCAACAACGCGCAGCUCAUGGUGAUGGCAUGUGCUGGCGUUGCUGGAUCCACCGCCCUAGCGUUGGUCGCGGCGUCUCGUCAAACCGGUGGCCGCGUGGUCUGCAUCUUGAAUAGUCUUGACGAUUAUCAGGCAUCCAAAACUGCUCUAGGGAGCUAUGGAGAUUGCAUCCACUUCGUCAUUGGGGAUGCCAAGAGGAUUCUAAACGAUUACAAAACCGCAGAAUUCGUGCUCAUCGACUGUAAUAUCAGUGAUCACAAGGGAGUCAUAAGGGCAGCCCAAGAGGGUGCAAAGCAUGGAGGAGCCCUCAUUGUAGGCUACAACGCCCUUAACAAGGGACAAUGUUGGAGCACCGAAUUUAAGACCCACUUUCUGCCCAUCGGAGAAGGCCUGCUGGUGAUCAGAAAAGGUGCUUCCAGCAAGGCUAGUCAUGGAGUUAGCUGCGGAAAAAGAAGCCGCUGGGUUGUUAAAAUAGACAAAUGGACCGGUGAGGAACAUGUUUUUAGGAUCACUUCACCACUCCCGGAAGAUCAGAUGAUCAAAGCUUGAGGCCACAGGUUUGGUUUUAGGAACUUUUUGGGAGCAAGGAAAGGCAAUUAAUCGAGUAAAAUUACGGCAUAAAUCUUCCUUUCUUUGCUUUCUAAUUUCCUAACCAGAGUUCUAGAUAAUGGAGACAUUGACGAGCAUGUAACACCCAUCUGGCUCUGUUUUUUUGGAAGAAGUUAGAUGUUAUGUACAUAUACGAAAUUCCCCUUA
Messenger RNA from Theobroma umbraticum, 1021 nucleotides. RefSeq lists its product as uncharacterized. The record is from RefSeq and is a predicted model, not a curated record. NCBI's taxonomy places the organism in Eukaryota, Viridiplantae, Streptophyta, Magnoliopsida, Malvales, Malvaceae.